ACAUAAUCGGGAGAGAACGACAGUGUAGGCAGGACCACAAUGGGAAAGCGGGUGAUUUUAUCAAAUUGAUCAAAAAUCGCUGACAAGAUGUCCGACGCGAGUAGAAAACCCCAAUCGAUACGCAUCUGUACUUAUUGAAGUGGAUACGAUACACACAGAACCUGCAGAACAACCAAAAGUAAAUACUUUUUCCAAGGGGAGGAAGUUUGUUGUGUCGAAGGAAAUAUAAUAGCCCGGUAAAGCAGGGACAGACUGCGGAAAACUGCCAGAGCGGAGGACAGUCAGAAUACAAACCCACCCACCCACCCAGUCAGCCAUGGAAGAGUUUGGGUCAGCGUUGGAGAAGAAUGUGGCCGAUUUAACGGUUAUGGACGUGUAUGACAUAGCCGCGGUGGUGGGCCAGGAGUUUGAGCGGAUCAUUGAUCAGUAUGGAUGCGAGGCUCUGUCCAGGCUCAUGCCAAAAGUGGUGCGGGUACUGGAGAUCCUGGAGGUGAUGGUCAGUAGGAACAGCAUCAGCCCGGAGACAGAGGAGUUGAGGCUGGAACUGGACAAACUACGGCUGGACCGGAUGGACCGGCUGGAGAAAGAGAAGAAACAUAAGAAGGAGCUGGAGCUGGUAGAGGAUGUAUGGAGAGGGGAGGCCCAGGACCUGUUGUCUCAGAUCGCUCAGCUUCAGGAAGAGAACAAAACACUCCUUACUAACAUGUCCAUCAAAGACCCCAUGAGUGAAGAGGACCUGCAGAGGCACGAAGGUAUGUCGGAGCGGGAGCGUCAGGUGAUGAAGAAGCUGAAGGAGGUGGUGGACAAGCAGAGAGACGAGAUCCGAGCCAAAGACCGCGAGCUCACGCUCAGGAACGAGGACGUUGAGGCACUCCAGCAGCAGCAGUCUCGUCUGAUGAAGAUCAACCAUGACCUGCGCCACAAGAUCUCCGUGGUGGAAGCUCAGGGGAAAGCCCUCAUCGAGCAGAAGGUGGAACUGGAGGCGGGAGCUCAGGCACGAGUACAGGAAAUGGGAGCACUUCGACAGGAAGUGACACGUUUAAGGGAGCGCCUGCAAGGAGACACGCCUCAGGGUCUAGAGGAGCCUCCUCCCCAGCCCCCCUCCCCCGCACAGCCCCCCUCCCCCGCACAGCCUGGUAGCCCCUGCUCCACAGAGGUGGGGGCUCAGGGUGUGGGCUGGCCAGAACCAGACAGACACUACCACCCUGAGCUGAUGUUGGGGGGGUACGAUCCGGCCCCGCGCCUCCCGUCCCUGGAUGACGAUGAUGAGGAUGUAGAGGAAGAGGCAGUGUUGCUAUGGGAGGCGAUGUGUGAUGAGGACACACCUGCUCUGUUCCAACACUUUACCAAGGAGGCGCUAUGUGAUGAGGAGGGGGGAGGCCUGGACCAGAAGGAUCCCAACAGGCCCCGGUUCACACUGCAGGAGCUGAGAGACGUUCUGCACGAGAGAAACGAGCUCAAGUCCAAAGUGUUCAUGCUGCAGGAGGAGAUCGCCUACUACAAAAGUGAAGAGGCGGAGGACGAGACCGGCACCCCUACUCCUUCCCCUUCCCCCGAACAACUGAGGGCACGGCCCCGACCCAACGCACAGCCCGAGUCAGGAAUCAAACGCCUGUUUAGCUUCUUCUCUCGCGACAAGAGGCGGAACUCCCAACGGAAUGCACAGUUUGAAGACAGCUUCAGCUCGUGGGCGGGAAAGGAUGAGGUGUACACCGAACAGGCCCAGGAGGCUUUGCAGCACAUAUAGGGCACGUUCCUCUGACCAGGCGUUGUUGACGCCUGCCAGAUCUUACAACGCAUGGAUAGGUAUUUUAAGUAUCAGCUACCACAUCACAUGUUAUAGCAAUCUGUCAGGCGAUGAAAUAGUCAAUGACGGGGCACGCAACCAUUGGUUGAUGCGUGCAACGUCUUACCAGGAGAACGUGACGUAGUGAUUGGACAGCGCUUUAUGAUGAGGUCACUCAGAACCAUCUCACUGUAAUGCCCCGCCCAUGCCCACCAUGUGAGCUGCAGCAGCACUUAAGGGACAGUUCGAAAUUUACUGCGGUGGGGAGUUGGCCCAAAAUAGGGGAGGGUUGUCAAACAUAUAUUUUUGCUUUGGGGAGGGUUGUGUAAUUUUUUUAUUGGGCACGGGAGGGUGGUGUAUUUUUUCCCUGGUUUACAUUCCCCAUUUUGCAGGUAUGACUAUAUAAUGUCUUCCAUAUAGUCACAUUUCCUCAUCUGCUUGCUUGCUCCUCCCCUAUCAAAGUGUUUUGGUACUUCCCUUAUGCACUACGCUUUUCUGCAUGAUUACUAUACAGUCAACUCUAUCCUGCCCUCUAUACAUAGUGACAAUAGUGGUAGGUGGAUCUGCAAUAAGUUAACUGGCAAUCAUAUCACACAUAAAAUCAUUCAAAUCUGCACCGAUUUUCAAUAUAAAUCCACAAGAACAAAAACGAAUAGCUGAUAGGCAGUAGAGAGGCCAGGGGCAUCAUUGCGCAGGAAAGAACAGUCAAGACAUGAUAUAUGCAGCUCAAAAAGCUCUCCUAUUCAUCUUGUUUAGGCCAAACACAUUUUAUCUACUAUAUAACUGAUUCCCCUCUUCACAGUUCUAAAAAUAGUAAAAUGUUUAAUAAAAUAGUGAUGAAUUUAAUUCAAAUGAAUCGAUUCUUUUAAAUGAUUAUUUUUUACUAACUGAACGAUGUGCUUCGCCAGGUCGCAGUUGUAAAUGAGAACUUGUUCUCAACUGGCCUACCUGGUUAAAUAAAGGUGAAAUAAAAAUUGUACAGUAGUAGUUGGGGUUAAAUUGUGGUGAAUCGAAUCAUGGGAAUCCAAAUAAUAAUUUGAGAAUCGCAAAUAAUAAAAACAAUUUAGCUGUAGGCGUCCUUUCGAAUUGUGUCGAUGCAAAACCCUUUGUUGAUACUUUAAGUUGAUUUGGACAUUCAAUUUAUGGGACGUUGCAACUCAAUAGAUGCUAGUAGUCAGCCUGAAUUACACACUUCUAAUGGGAAAACUAUAACAUCCACGGUGUUCAGCAGGCAUGUCUUGCCUGCUGAAACAGUCAUUUACAAUGCUGAAACAGCCAUUUACAAUGCUGAAACAGCCAUUUACAAUGCUGAAACAGCCAUUUACAAUGCUGAAACAGCCAUUUACAAUGCUGAAACAGUCAUUUACAAUGCUGAAACAGCCAUUUACAAUGCUGAAACAGCCAUUUACAAUGCUGAAACAGUCAUUUACAAUGCUGAAACAGCCAUUUACAAUGCUGAAACAGCCAUUUACAAUGCUGAAACAGUCAUUUACAAUGCUGAAACAGCCAUUUACAAUGCUGAAACAGCCAUUUACAAUGCUGAAACAGUCAUUUACAAUGCUGAAACAGCCAUUUACAAUGCUGAAACAGCCAUUUACAAUGCUGAAACAGCCAUUUACAAUGCUGAAACAGUCAUUUACAAUGCUGAAACAGCCAUUUACAAUGCUGAAACAGCCAUUUACAAUGCUGAAACAGUCAUUUAUAAUGUUUUCCCCCCAAACCUUCCAAUUAAAUGUUGACUGCAAAAGUAGGCCUACCUGGCAGAAUGAUAUCAUGAAGAUUGGUAUCAAUCGGGUGUACAUUUGUUUUGCAUACUCUGCCAUCACAUGGGCAGUACAGAAACCCGACAGAAACACUUCUAGCCUAACACAAAUGUACUGUGAGUAAAACUUAGCUGGGACAUGCUUUCAAUGGUGUUCUCCAACACCUGAAACCAAUAUUGUGGAUUAGGGGGGGUACCCUGACUAGGAUAGGAUACAUUUUGAACUGUCCCUGAAAGCAUCGUAAUGGUCAGCUCACCUCACAGUACAGCUGAGUACAGCACAUCAGCUCCAAGUCACAGAGUAAUUCAGUCAUUCACCCAGCAUCUAGAAUAGUGUUUCCUAACCUCCUUUGUCAGUGAACUCCUUGCCUUGCCUUGGGACUGUGGUUAGUGUGCAGUAGCGCUGCAUGGGUAAAAUCACUGCAGAAGCCAAGACAGAUCCCCCCCCCCCCCC
Messenger RNA from Salvelinus fontinalis (brook trout), 4002 nucleotides. Its product is annotated as RILP-like protein 1. The record is from RefSeq and is a predicted model, not a curated record. The transcript has 11 exons. The coding region runs from base 317 to 1747 and encodes 476 amino acids. NCBI's taxonomy places the organism in Eukaryota, Metazoa, Chordata, Actinopteri, Salmoniformes, Salmonidae. Gene Ontology annotation, biological process: cilium assembly. Gene Ontology annotation, cellular component: cytoplasm; ciliary basal body. Gene Ontology annotation, molecular function: protein dimerization activity.